CUGUCUUUCCUCUUUUCCGCUCAUCUUCUUUGCUCUUUAACGGUUAUAUCUGUUCGCAAACCCUCACUCCUUUCUUUGGUGUGCGGUUCUACCUGCCUACAACUUUUGUUUCUUUUUUUUUGUUUUUUUAUUGACUUGUAUAAUAAUGUCUAUAUAAUUACUAUUGGAAAUGGGAUUUCUCCCAGGACAGCGCUGCACUGGGCCGCACGCCGUGGUCAUGAAAGUAUUUGUCUUUUGCUAUUGAGAAGUGGAUUCAGUAGAGAACUAAAGGACUCCGAUGGUCGAACGCCAUGGGAGGUAAGAAGAACGUUCCCACGUAUCUACAAACUUCUUUAUAUUAUUGUUGAGCAAAUGCGAGGUGUUCCGUCAAAAUCAGACGCAGUCGAAAAUGACCGUUUCGUGCCAAAUUACAUUAGGCAUCCGCCGUUCCCAUACUCCAAGUCGUCUUCAUUUGACUACGGAACAGGAGUUUCUAGUGAGUUAGUCGUAGAACGUGAAGGAAAGAUUAUAAAUUUGUUCAGUUUCUCCGAUGGAAAGGAAGCUUUCAAACGUGUAACGCUGCCAGGGGGCGCUUCAUUAACUCAUAAUCGAUACUUCGUAGUUGAGGCUUUUUUAAAUGAUUAA
This is a messenger RNA of Angiostrongylus costaricensis, 624 nucleotides long. The record is from the annotation of a GenBank genome assembly. Lineage: Eukaryota; Metazoa; Nematoda; Chromadorea; Rhabditida; Metastrongylidae.